AUGGAUAAAGUAAUACUGAAGAAUUUGAGCUUCGAUCUUGCCGUUGGCUUCGACGCCUGGCGACGGUUCGGCAAGGCUCAGCCCACCUUAAUCACGCUUGAGGUACAGCCCGAGGCCAACUUCGAGGGCGCAGCUGCUCAGGACAAUGUCAAUCUGAGCAUGGACUAUGGCGCCUUGUACAAGAGGCUCUGUGGCGGUCUACACCCGGGCGAAGUUUUCCCGACCGUUCGCGCCCUGAUAUCUCGGCUACACAGUGUGGUGUACGACUUUACCAAGCUUGAUAUCGACAUUCUCUUCCCAAAGGCUCUCCUGCAAGUCAACGGUGGAGUCUUGUACCAGUUCCAGGUGGACAAUUCAGGUCCUGGAGUGGCCAUGUCGACUUUGAGCGUGACUGUCAAGCAGAUUGCCUGCAGCUGCAUUAUCGGGGUCAACCCACAUGAACGUCUUUACCAACAGUCAUUAUUCAUUGAUAUCACUAUGCCUCUGAUGACCGCUGCUGUCGGCUCCGAGCCUCCCGAGGAGUCCUACACAGUAGCAUUGCAUGACAUGGUACGAGAAAUAGUCGAAAAAGUCGGUGGGUCGGCAUAUCACACAUUAGAAGCUUUGGCAACCGCCGUCGCUCAAAUAGUCACAAUCAACUAUGGCCAUAAAGCCGCAAAAGUCCAUAUCGACAAACCCAGCGCUAUCGCAACCAUCGAGGCCGCUGCGGUCGAGAUCACUCGUACCAAAGGAUUCUUCGAAAACAAAGAUUUCUGGAAAGUCAAGCGCCCUUAG
Messenger RNA from Exophiala dermatitidis NIH/UT8656, 774 nucleotides. Its product is annotated as dihydroneopterin aldolase. Gene Ontology annotation, molecular function: dihydroneopterin aldolase activity. Bases 1 to 774 code for a protein of 257 amino acids. Gene Ontology annotation, cellular component: cytoplasm. Lineage: Eukaryota; Fungi; Ascomycota; Eurotiomycetes; Chaetothyriales; Herpotrichiellaceae. Gene Ontology annotation, biological process: folic acid-containing compound metabolic process. The transcript is spliced from 2 exons. The record is from RefSeq and is a predicted model, not a curated record.